Molecule: messenger RNA, 2069 nt
Organism: Gymnodraco acuticeps
Lineage: Eukaryota; Metazoa; Chordata; Actinopteri; Perciformes; Bathydraconidae
Product: B-cell receptor CD22-like
Exons: 11
Coding region: 102-2069 (655 amino acids)
Source: RefSeq, a predicted model, not a curated record
CUCCAGAAACUUCUGGACGCUGUUUUACAGCCUCAGCUUCGGAUACACAGAGCAGGCAGAUCUUCGUCACAGGUCUCUCCAAGACGCUGGUUUUGGUUUGGAUGCACACAAAGCGGACCAGUCCUUUGGAGUCAGACUUGGUACUCACAACUCGACCCAUCUUCCAGGAUCCUCUUGGAACUGUAGCAUCGGCAAUGAUGACAAUAUCUCCUGGGGAGAAGUUUCUUCUUGGGGCUGCCCAUCUCUGUCUUUCUUGCAUCACAAACGUCCAGCAGGUGGUGGUUAAAGAAGAUGUUCUCCCUGACCAGCAGGAGUUGAGCACCAGUCUGGACCAGGAGGACCCAGAGCCCCCCCCACACAUUAAGCAGGAACAGGAGGAACUCGGGGUCAGUGAGGAGGUGGAUGAGGCUGAUAUCACCAAGUCCACUUUCACUCCUGACCCUGUGAAGAGUGAAGAUGAUAAAGAGAAACCUCAGUCCUCACAGCCUCAUCAAAGACAAACUGAACACAUGGAAACAGAAGCUGAUGGAGGUGACUGUCGAGGACCAGAACCAGCCAGGAACUCAGAUCCAGAGAGCAGUUUACAACCAAAGACUGAGGACCACACAGGAGACUCUUCUGAACCUGACACUGAAGACUCUUCUGAACCUGACUCUCACAGAGAUGAGAGGAGCAGCUAUGAGUUUCACUGCAGCAGCGAGUGGAUUAGUCGUCUUCCUGCUCUCUGUGUCAGUGGUUCAGGAUGGAAAGGUGGUGUUAACACAGUAGAGAAAACUUUCUGGGUCACUGAGAAGAAAGAUGAUGAAUUUGUAGAUCUGACCACAGUCUCAGAGUAUGCAGGUCGUGUUGAGGAUCUCUGUGAAAACAACAUCUGCAUUCUGAGACUCAGAAACCUGAGAGAGAGCGACUCAGUUCAGUACAAGUUCAGGAUCAAAACAAACCAAGAUACAUACUUUGGUUAUCCUGGACCCACUCUGUCUGUCACAGAUCUCCAGGUGGAGGUGAGCAGAUCAAGAUCAUCUACUCUCCUUCAGUGUCCCAGCAGUUGUCCACCUGGUCAUACUUCUUACAUCUGGUUUAAGAAUGGACAUGAAGUGAAGGAAGACACAUCUCCUGAUGCAAACUUCAGAUAUAAUUCAGCAGACUGUUAUUCCUGUGCUCUGAAGGGAUAUGAGGACUUCCCCUCUCCUUCAGUGUACUAUCCAAAGCCUCCCUCUGUGUCAGUGAGUCCCUCUGCUGAGAUAGAGGAGAGCAGUUCAGUGACUCUGACCUGUAGCAGUGAUACUAACCCAGCAGCUAACUACACCUGGUACAAGGAGGAUGGAAAUGCACACCUUUCUUCUUUCAAUGAAGGACCACGUCUUUUCCUCAGCUCCAUCCCGUCCUCUGACUCUGGACAGUAUUACUGCAGAGCUGGGAAUCUGCUGGGGAACACAAUAUCUGAAUCCAUCUCUAUUGAUGUGACAUAUGCUCCAAAGCCUCCCUCUGUGUCAGUGAGUCCCUCUGCUGAGAUAAAGGAGGGCAGUUCAGUGACUCUGACCUGUAGCAGUGAUGCUAACCCAGCAGCUAACUACACCUGGUACAAGGAGGAUCAAAAUGCACACCUUUCUUCUUUCAAUGAAGGACCACGUCUUGUCCUCAUCUCCAUCCAGUCCUCUGACCCCGGACAGUAUUACUGUAUGGCUGAGAACAAGCUGGGGGUGAAGACAUCUAACAGCAUAUCCAUUGAUGUGAAAUAUGCUCCAAAGCUUCCAUCUGUGUCAGUGAGUCCCUCUGCUGAGAGAGAGGAGGGCAGUUCAGUGACUCUGACCUGUAGCAGUGAUGCUAACCCAGCAGCUAACUACACCUGGUACAAGGAGGAUGAAGACUCUCCAAAAGCUUCAGGACAGAUCUUCACCAUCACUGACUUCAGAGCAAAACACAGUGGGAGUUAUUCCUGUGGAGCCCAGAACAAGUUAGGACGUAGCAACUCCACCUUUCAUCUGAGUGUUGGAACAGCAACCCAAGCAUAUUCAAAAUGUCAGUGUUCAGGGAGGAACCUCCAUGGUGUCAGAGGUGGAUCACACUGA